Messenger RNA from Mytilus trossulus (common blue mussel), 4921 nucleotides. RefSeq lists its product as uncharacterized. The record is from RefSeq and is a predicted model, not a curated record. Bases 155 to 4342 code for a protein of 1395 amino acids. NCBI's taxonomy places the organism in Eukaryota, Metazoa, Mollusca, Bivalvia, Mytilida, Mytilidae. The transcript is spliced from 9 exons.
UUGUUUUCAACGCUUAACGCUGAUUUAAAAUUUUGAUCUUAUAACACUAGCAUGUACAGAUCGAAAUAACAAAAUGGAUACCCGUUUGAAUUUAUUAUAAUUUUUAUAAUUUGUGGAAAUCAUUGAUAAGCGAUUCUCAGAAAUCCUUAGGGACAUGGGGUCUAAUGAAUCGAAAAGUUCACAAAGUGUAACAGAGAACACACCCAAUAAUAUCGCUCAGCCAGUAGAAAGCACUAGCGGAACUGCUCCAAGAGAGACAGAUGCUAGGCAAAUCAAUGAAAGUAUUCGUCAGAAUAAAACUGUCAAAGGCAAAAUAUCAAAUGACGCUAAUAAACCCAAAGCCAAUGGAAAACCAAAACUCCCAACGCAUGUCGAGACAAAUGAAGAUGAAAGUUUACCAGAGACGGCCAACAAAAAUGACGGUGAUGAAAAAACUGUAUCAAGCUAUGCAGCAAAGAUAGAUGAAAGACCAGGGGCAUGGAAGAAAUCUUUGAAGAAAGGGGAAAUUCCAGAACCAAUUCCACAGAAGCAGACAAAGCAGGUGUUUCUCCGUGGUAUCAACUUUGAUGUUGUUGAUCGACACGCGCUAACGGCACCCAAGUCUUUGUUAGAAGGUACAUUCUGGGAACUUGUCCAGUAUUUAACAGGUGAUGACGUGUUUGACGACUUGGUUCGGGUGAGGGCGAUCUAUAGAUGGAUAACAUCCUAUGAUGUACAGAAUAUGGAAAUAGCUACCACACCAGUACCCGAUACACCGCUAGAAUACUUCAGUAAAAUCCAAUGUGAUAUGGGAAACCUUGCAAAUCUUUUCUAUAUCUUAUGCACAAUGGCAGAAGUUCCUUGUAAAGUUAUCGAUGGAAUAACAAAGAAUGAAGAUUACGAUCUUGGAGAACCAGAAACUCCAGAAUUGAAAGCACAAUGGAAUGCUGUUUUUGUCCAAAACGAAUGGCGUCUUGUUGAUAUUUUCUGGGCUAAAUGGUGUGUAAAACUAAACUCUGGUGAAGAUGACGAAUCACUUAGCACAAGGUCUAUACAAAGAGUAGGUCAUGAUGAUGAUGCUGACGAAGAAUAUUUCUUCACAAAUGCAGAAGACCUUAUAUGGACACAUUAUCCAGACGAAGACAAAUGGCAGUUACUAAAGGACAAUAUGUCAAAAGUGGAUUUUUUCAAAAGAUUAUACGUCCGAGAAAGAUCCAGAGAAAUGGGAGUAACAUAUCCACAAAAUAAUAUAUUGAUAAAAGUAGUUGAAGGACAAGCUGAAUUUAAACUUCAUUUUCCACAAUUAAGAGGACAAAACUAUCAUUUUAAGCACAACUUUAUUAGAACAAUUCCUGAGGGUGACACAACCAGGAAACUUGAUAAAAUUCUCCAUCAUUUCAUUAUGUUUGAACGACAUGAUGAAAGUAUUCACUUUAUGUUUAAUAUUCCGGUUCUUGGCAAGUUUCGUGUCAAUGUAUUUGCAUGCGACCCUGGGACUGAAGGUUUAGAAAAGUUUGAUUUAAUAUGUUCAUUUGUAGUUUUAUCCUCGCAGUUAGCAAAGGAAUGUCUACCUUUACCUGACUAUCCUAAACUAGGCUGGGGACCGAACAAAGUAUCAAGACGAUUAGGAUUAGUUCCAAUAACACAUGAGGAAUCAAGUAUUUACACAGCAACAGGAAUACUAGAUAUUGAGAUCGAAGGAAGGCAAGAACUUAGAUUAGAAAUGAAAUUACUCAAUCCGUUUGUGGACAGUGCCAACAUGUCAAAAUACGCUAUGCUCUAUUGGAACCAAGGAAAAUAUAUUGUUCGAACAAGAUUGCCACACCAGGGAAUCUACGGACUAAAGUUCUUUACAAGAAACACAGAGUCAAUGGAACAAGAGAAUGUUCUUAACUAUCUAAUACAUUGCUCUAUGAAAAAAGGAGAGGUACAGUGCCUUCCGAAUAUCGCCCAAGAUAAUCUUGGUCCACAUUCUACCAUCGAACGUUUAGGAAUUGCAGCAAAUAUGCAUGAAAAUGGCUACAUCAUAGCAAAAGAUGGACACACACAUAUAGAUUUUAUGACAAAGUCAGAUGUUGAUUUAGUAGGCGAGCUUCAUUCAAAUGAUCCGUCAGCCGUUCCACGAAUGAGAGUGAAUCAAUAUAGAAAGAAUCAAAAACAAGCAUUCGCCAUUGAUGUUCCAGUGCGCGGAGAAUACGCAUUUAAUGUCUAUGCAAUUAAGAAAGAUGAACCAGAAAAAUUAAACAAUGCGUAUGCCUUCCUUAUAAAUUCCCAUGGUCGACACAUAGAAGUUGGAACAUUAAACAACAAAACAUUGGAAAACAGCAAAAACUUCUGGAAGCAUACAAAAGAAGUUAAAGCAGAAUCAAUAGUUACGACAGAUACUGAAAUAUCUAUCCCUGUACCAAGAGGUAUCGAUAUACUCACAGCCUUUCUCCAGAAAGCUGACCGGUCUGAACCUCAGAAUUCUCAAUCUAUACAAAGAUAUACAGAGAAAGGCAUUGAUAUUUAUAAGGUGACCUUAGAAGACCUUGGUGAUUACAUCUUUAAUAUUUUUCAACAGGAGAAUAAGUUUCUACGUUUAGUCAGCAGAUAUAUCAUCACACGGAAUGACAAAGAGGAAGAGUUAGAAGAAGACGCUAAAGAAGUCUUGCAAAUUAUAAAAGAAGAAAGAGAAAAUGCCGGAACAGACGUUUCGGAUCUGGAACGUCAUAUAAAUGAUAGUCGUCUCAAAAACUUUGUUGAUGUUGAUAAGAGGAUAGAAGCAGCCCAGAUGUUAACGGAAGCUUUAAAAUCAAACGAUCCGCAAUUAAUACGACAGGCUUUAUCUGAGUACCAAUACAACAAACCUGAAAAGGAUGACGAUCUGUUGAGAAAUAGUAAGAAAAAGAUCAGAAAGCUGGAAGCAAAGUAUGAUUUACUUAGAGCUUUUAAAGCAAGAGAGUUGACCAAUCUUGACCGAGCCAUAGUAGUGGCAUCAGCUAUUAAUGAAGAUAGAUCAUUCGACCAACAGCUGAUACAUGCAAAACGACUAAGAGAUAGACUAGCUGCAAUGCGAACUAUGCAAGACAUGGCCAGAAAUACAGACAAUAGGGUAGUUGGUGAAAUAAGACAGUAUAACACGCCACCUAACGGUGUCCACCAGACUAUCAUGGCUGCUUUGAUGUUGAUGGGAUAUGAUCCUUCUGAAGUGAAGACAUGGAAAAAUUGUCAAAAGAUAUUAGGGCUACAUGGUGAAAAGUCUUUCUUGACACAAAUGUCAAAGUUUGACCCUAAAGAUGUCAACUUAACUCUUGCGGUGGAAGCCAAAAAAGUAAUAGAACCAUAUACAGCCGAACAGAUACAUUCCGAAAGUCAUGAAGCGGCUUCUGUGUUUAUUUGGGCUGAAAAUAUGAUAAAAGAAAUAGAAUCAAACGCCGGAACUCUGGGUGUUGAUAAAAUGGUCCCUGAACACAAUCGGGCUAAAACUGAAAUAGAAAAACCAGUAAAAAUUGUUCCACAAGCGGAAUCUCCAGCUCCAUCAAAAAGCAAAAAAGAAAAACCGACACUUGUUACACUUGAUUCAUUAUUUAUGGAAUCUCCUGUUCCGCCACAAUCUCAAACAAAGGUUAAGGACCAGAAAAAACAGGCUGCAAAGAAUCAACAGCAGCCACCUCAAAAACGGCCAUCAGAAUCGGACAACAAACUAAACGGUAAAAGAACAAAUCCAAAGGUUAACACGAAGGCAAAUGAAACUAUUCAAAGCACAGAUUCCAAACAGAAAAAUAAAAGCCAAGACAAAAACAAUAAUACUGCUAAACCAGUACCGAAAAAGGCAAAUAACCAGGUUGAAGUUGCUAAAAAUAACAAGAAACCAACAGAGGUUACACAAAAAGAUAAGAGUGUACAAGGUGCAAAAGUCCUUGAAAAGGUACCGGUAGAAGAAGUGAUACAGGAUAAAGAUGUUAAGAAACCAAAGACUAAUUACAUUUCUAAGAAUGUGAAAUCAUUCAAACCAAAAACCGAAGAGGAAGAAGAUGACAAAAUAAGUUCGUAUUUGUCAAAUUAUAAAAAGAAACAUACGAAUGACAAUGAUGAUGACGAUAGAAACUCUAUCGAUGGACAUUUAAGUAUUCCAGAGAACACUGGAAAGCCGAAACAGCUUCUCGGUGGAGGUUACCAUGGCAAAAAUCCUGUAGCCGAAAAUCCCUACAAUAAAUAUGUUUAUGACUUCGACCCUCUUGACGCACUAGACCAUGAAGACAGUCCAGAACCUGAACCGGAAGUUGUCAAUAAAAAAGGGUAUAAAGGAAUUUUCAACAGACGUAAAGAAGACAAAGGAGCGAAUGAAAAGCUUUGGGCAACCAGUAUCAAGGCUAAAUAAUAGUUUUUCACUUCUAUGGACAACUUGUGUUUAGGCUUUGUUGCAGUAUAAUACUAUCUAAUAACGGUAUUAAGCAUGAUAACUUUCAAGAAGUAAAACAUUCUCAGUAAUUUCCAUUUACUUUAUUAUUUGAAUGUAUUUUUUCGAUCAAAAACGUACUGAGUAUAUAUCCUCAUAUUUUGUACAGCAACAUAAUACAGUUAAUUUAUCUGAAUUUAUGUCGAAUACACAAAAAACAGUCCUCCUGGCUAGUGACUUCUGUAACCCGUCUCCUUGUUUUGUAUAUAUUGUUGUUAUCUCUGUAUGAUGUAAUCCAUUUGCUUUAUGAGAAAACAGAUAUAUAAUUAAUAUGAACAAAACCUACCGAUAGGAUCAUAAUACACAUUUUUUGGAGUUUAUCUCGAGUUCAUAAAGUUUCAGACUCUCUAUUAUCUGUACAUGAUUCAUUCGUUGUAUUUGUCUAGAGUUUCGCCGGUCGGUGUUGAUGUUAUUGUUAUCGUUGUGUUGUUAUGUCAUUGACCUCUAUUUUAAAGUAAAUUGUACAUGAAUAUGCAAUAAACAAAAGUUCGAAAUGUUAAA